Molecule: messenger RNA, 1161 nt
Organism: Hibiscus syriacus
Lineage: Eukaryota; Viridiplantae; Streptophyta; Magnoliopsida; Malvales; Malvaceae
Product: aminopeptidase M1-like
Exons: 9
Coding region: 332-1120 (262 amino acids)
Biological process (GO): peptide catabolic process; proteolysis
Cellular component (GO): cytoplasm
Molecular function (GO): zinc ion binding; peptide binding; metalloaminopeptidase activity
Source: RefSeq, a predicted model, not a curated record
ACCUAUUUAGUUGCUUUUUUUUGUUGGUUUGUUUGAUUAUGUGGAAGAUCACAUGCCCGAUGGGGUUAAAGUUUGAGUAUACUGUCAAGCUGGGAAGGUAAAUCAAGGGAAGUUUGCUCUAAAAGUUGCUGUGGGUACACUCGGGUUGUACAAAGACUAUUUUGCUGUGCCUUAUCCUCUUCCCAAAUUUGAUAUGAUUGCUAUUCCCGAUUUUUCUGCUGGGGCAAUGGAGAACUAUGACGAGCAACAUUCUGCAGCUUCCAAUUAGCAGAGGGUUGCAACUGUGGUGGCCCAUGAACUGGUGGACCAGUGGUUUGGUAAUCUUGUGACAAUGGAAUGGUGGACGCAUUUGUGGCUGAAUGAGGGUUUUGCCACAUGGGUAAGCUACUUUGCAACUGAUAGCUUGUUUCCAGAAUGGAAAAUAUGGACUCAGUUUCUUGAUGAAACUACUGAUGGUCUUAGGUUGGAUGGCCUUGCAGAAUCCCACCCAAUUGAGGUGGAAAUCAAUCAUGCUGCUGAAAUCGAUGAAAUUUUUGAUGCUAUAAGUUAUAGGAAAGGUGCCUCAGUUAUCCGCAUGCUACAAAGCUAUUUAGGUGCUGAAUGCUUUCAGAAAUCACUUGCUUCAUAUAUAAAAAAACACGCAUACUCAAAUGCGAAGACAGAGGACUUAUGGACUGCCCUUAAGGAGGGAUCUGGUGAACCGGUGACUAAGCUAAUGAAUACAUGGACCAAACAGAUGGGGUAUCCAGUUGUCUCUGUCAAAGUUAAAGAUCAGAAGUUGGAAUUUGAGCAGUUACAAUUCUUCUCUAGUGGUUGCACUGGGAAUGGGCAGUGGAUUGUCCCGAUAACAUUUUGUUGUGGGUCAUAUGAGAAGAAGAAAAGCUUUUUGUUGCAAACUAAGUUGGAAACUCAUGACACAAAGGAACUAUCUUCUGACAGCAAUAAAAGUGCUUGGAUAAAGCUUAAUGUGGAGCAGACUGGUUUCUAUAGGGUGAAAUACGAUGAGGAACUUGCCACCAGACUCCGUCAUGCAAUCGAAAACAAAUACUUGACUGCAAUUGACAGAUUUUGCAUCCUGACGAUUCAUUUGCACUUUGUAUGGCGCGCCAGCUGCCUUUGACUUCCUUGAUUACCUUGACGGCUGCCUAUAGAGAGGAACUC